GUUUCUUCGUGGCUGCCAUUUUAAUUACGGUGGAGUCUCUGUAGUUGGUCAGGGGCUUCUGUGUGCGGUGUUGGGAGCGAGGAGACAGGCUAAGAGGCGCAAGAGGAGGCUCUGUGCGCACUGAACCGGGGCGGUUUUGAGGGUCAGGGACAGACCCUUGCAGUGUACGUGCAGAGUGGGACCCGGUCGGUCGACUGUCGCCACUCCUUUCCGUCCAGAAGUUCCGAUGGCGGCGCCUGCGCUGAGGGACCAGGCUCAGGGCAGUGUGACCUUUGAGGAUGUUGCCGUGUACUUCUCCUGGGAGGAAUGGUGUCUUCUUGAUGAGGUUCAGAUACACCUGUACCUUGAUGUCAUGCUGGAGAACUUUGCACUUGUAUGCAUGCUGGGUUCUUGGCACCGGGUCGAGGAUGAAGAGACACCCUCUGAACAGAGCGUAUCUGCAGGAGUGUCACAGAUCAGGACUUCCAGCGCAGGUUCAUCUCCUGAGAAGGCCCAGCCCUGUAAGAUGUGCCUCCCAGUCUUGAGAGACAUUUUGCACUUGGCUGAAGAGCAAGGAACAAAUAGGGGGCAGAAAGCAUACACAUGUGGGGCAUGUGGGAAACAGUUCUAUUUCACUGCAAACCUUCAAGAGCACCAGAAGCAGCACAUUAGAGAGAAACCCUUCAGCUGUGAUAUGGGGAGACCCGCAUUUUUCAAAAGCUGCACAAUCCAUGCAACAGGGAAUCUCUCUACCUACAUGGAGAUUGGGAACAACUAUGUGGCCAAAAUUGGACUUCAGAAACAGGUUACUAAUACCAGGAAGAAACUGAACAACAGUAAGGUGUGUGAAGCUGUUUUUGACAGUGGAAAAUGUCAUCACAGCUGUGGAGAAGGCAACAAAUUCUCCAGCCACACAGAAAUACUUGUUCAGUCUGAGACAGUCCUCACUUGUGAAAGGUUUUGUGAAUGCAGCAACUGUGAGAAAGCCUGCACCCAAAGAAGUAACCAUAGUCAGCACCAGAAGGUUCACACUGGAGAAAGGUCUUAUGAAUGCAGCCAAUGUGGAAAAUUUUUUACCCACAAAUCUAGUUUCCUUACACAUCAGAGAGUUCACAGUGGGGAAAGGCCUUAUGAGUGCAGUGAAUGUGGAAAAUCUUUUACUACUAGGUCUGGCCUCUAUUAUCAUCUGCGAGUUCACACUGGAGAAAGGCCUUAUGAGUGCAGUGAAUGUGGGAAAUCUUUUAGUAAUAGGUCAAUCCUUUGUAAUCAUCAGAGAGUUCACAGUGGAGAAAAGCCUUUUGAGUGCAGUGAAUGUGGGAAAUUCUUUAGCCGAAAUGGACACCUUAGUGCCCAUAAGAAAGUUCAUACUGGAGAAAAGCCUUAUGAAUGCAAUAAAUGUGGAAAAUUUUUUACUGCUAAGACGAGCCUUCAUUACCAUCAGCGAAUUCACAGUGGAGAAAAGCCUUAUGAGUGUAGUCAAUGUGGGAAAUCUUUUACUACUAGCUCUGGUUUCUAUUAUCAUCAGAGAGUUCACAGUGGAGAAAGGCCUUAUGAGUGCAGUGAAUGUGGGAAAUCUUUUACUAGUAGUUCUGGUCUCUAUUAUCAUCAGAGAGUUCACAGUGGAGAAAGGCCUUAUGAGUGCAGUGAAUGUGGGAAAUCUUUUACUACUAGUUCUGCUCUCUAUUAUCAUCAGAGAGUUCACAGUGGAGAAAGGCCUUAUGAGUGCAGUGAAUGUGGGAAGUGUUUUACUGGUAGCUCGAGCCUUAAUCGUCAUCAGAGGGUUCACAGUGGAGAAAGGCCUUAUGAGUGCAUUGCAUGUGGGAAAUGUUUUAGUAUUAUAUCUGAUCUUUAUGUUCAUCAGAGAAUUCACACAGGAGAACGGCCUUAUAAGUGCAAUGAAUGUGGGAAAUCUUUUACUGAUACGUCAAGUCUUCGUCGUCAUCAGAGAGUUCACACUGGAGAAAGGCCUUAUGAGUGUACUGAAUGUGGGAAAUGCUUUAGCCGAAGACAGCUCCUCUAUAUCCAUAGGAAAAUCCACACUGGAGAAAAGCCUUGUGAGUGAAAGGAAUGUGAUAAAUCUUACUGAAAGGUGCUACUUCAUUAAACAUCAGUUCACACUGGUAAAAGGGCCUUAUGAAUAUAGCGAAUAUAGAUGGGACUAAUGUUCAAGGAGUUUGAGAUUGUAACAGGGUGGGAAGAAACCCUGCAGUUACUGUGCAGCAAAUGUACCCUUUCUUGGGACAAACUGCGGCACAGAGAGAAUGUAUCAUCUGUUGUGAACAGAUGAUAUCUGGAUUCAAUGUCAGGUUGCCUGGUUCAGGACAUAGGGAAUCUGGUCAUUUCAGUCCUUUUCUCCCCCUUCCCCCGUUGAGGACUCAAAGACACGUUGUCCAUCCGGACACUUUUGCCCCCCACCCCAGGAGCACUGCUGAUACCACAGCCCCAUGCUGAUGAAUAGGGCUGUCUUUUCUCUGGGAAACAACAUUUAUGGCUUUCUUGGAAAUGACUCCCAUUCAUCUACCCAACCAAACCAGUGCUCAUAGUGUUUUUAUUCACAUUUGUAAAGGAAGGCAUGUGCAGCCCAGAGACAUUGAGGGAAUUCCACAAGACCUCACUACUGCCAGGUCUUUGAUGAGAGUGGUUCCUCUACACUGUACCCUUCCAAUGGCCUCUCCUGCUUUGAGCAGGGACUCCCAUUUUCUUUGUCCCAAAGAUGAACUACCAACACCUGAUGUGUUUUCCACCUGGACCUCCAGCUUCAUUUUUUCCAGUGUACAUCUGCUUCCUGCAAACACCCUCCCUCUUGGGACGUUCUUACAGUGACAGCAGCACUAAGCCAGGCACUGCAGAGAGGAUCAUUGGAGUCACCCCAGAUGUGACACUGGCUCCACUGCCAUAUGCAGUGAUUCGUUUUCAAGGUCCUUUCCUUCUUUUUCAUAAACCCACUUCAGGAUGUCCUCGUUUCCCCAUUAUGCAGUUGACAUGCUCACUGUUCUGGGCAGUGUGAAGGACACUGAAGGACUAGGAAUGUCCACUGUGGCCCUCACAUGACCUGGUCCCCAAGGCUAUUCCUCCUAAUCCUUUUUACCAUCCCCUUACUGCUCCUCCUCCACCACCCUCCCCAAAAUGUAAGUCACCAAAUAAUGAUUUUUAAUCAGCAAGAACUUUCCUGCCCCCCUUUUGAGACCUACAUUUGACCAACCUAGCUUAAAAGCUAAGACAGAAUGCAGGCUGACCCCUCCGAUGAAGACUGUAAAAUCGCAGUAUAAAAUCAGUAUGAUUUUAAUUGCUUUUUUCUCAUGGUUCUUUUUUUUUUUAAUUUUGGGUGCACUUUGUGGCAUGUGGGAUUUUAGUUAUCCAACCAGGGAUUGAACCUCUGCCCCCUGCAGUGGAAAUGCAGAACCAUAACUAGUGGACUGCCAGGGGAUUCCCUCAGGAUUUUUCAGUUUGAGUUAUUAUUAUUAUUAUUUUUUAAUCUGUCUAUUUUUUACCUGCAUGUCUUGUUUUGAUAAAUUUCUAUUUCUGUCUUUUACCUGCUUUUAUUUUGUGAGUUUUUGUCUGUUUUCUCUUUCCUUGACAAGUAAGAGAUCAGGGAAACAACAAAGGUAUCUGUGAGAUUUCACACAUUUACCCAAUGUGAGUGACUUCUUUUCUGCAUGGAACUGUAAUUUGGCAUAGUGAAAGAAUAUGUUCUCAAUUUUUUCUUAAUUUUGGUCUUAUGCAUAAUGUAAUGGCCACAUACAUUAUAUAUGUUAAAGAUAAAUCUGGGGCUUCCCUGGUGGCGCAGUGGUUGAGAGUCCACCUGCCGAUGCAGGGGACACGGGUUCGUGCCCCGGUCCGGGAAGAUCCCACAUGCCGCGGAGUGGCUGGGCCUGUGAGCCACGGCCGCUGAGCCUGCACAUCUGGAGCCUGUGUUCCACAACGGGAGAGGCCAUGACAGUGAGAGGUCUGCGUACUGCAAAAAAAAAUAAAAUAAAAGAUAAAUCUGCACUAUUAACAUAUGCUACCUCAGGUUUUUUCCUUUUUUUAUUCUCAGUCACCCCCCCUUUUUUUUCCCCAGACCACACAGCUUGUGGGACCUCAGUUCCCUGACCAGACAUCAAACCCAGGCCCCAGCACUGAAAGCCCAGAAUCCUAAUCACUAGGCCACCAGGGAACUCCCAUAUCCUACCUCAGUCUUAAGUCCAGAUAUUCAGUAACACAGUAAGUGAAAUCCUGGUUUGUAGUCUUUGCCAAUUUCCCUGGUGUAAAUACUUCCAGCAUAUCCAAUGUCAAAUUGCCAACAUAAUGUCACUGAAUAUGGAGUUGGGAAGCCUUGCCAGGAGCCCACCAUUGUAUUCUUUUUCUACCUUACAGGUACAGUAGCCACAAAUAAGUUUAAGAAUGUCGCUAAUAAACCAUAGUAGAAUGAUUAUAAAGUGACAGGUUUUGCAUAUUUGUUUUAAAAAUCGUUUAAUAUAUGUAUAGUUGACUGAAAAUAAAUUACAUAUACCUUAAAUGUACAUUUUAACACUGUGAUACUUGUGUAAAGCCCUGAAACCAGUUUCCUCCUGUCACUUUUAAUUCAUCCUCAAAAUUAAAAAUACUGAUGCAAGAGCA
Messenger RNA from Orcinus orca (killer whale), 4578 nucleotides. RefSeq names its product zinc finger protein 211-like. NCBI's taxonomy places the organism in Eukaryota, Metazoa, Chordata, Mammalia, Artiodactyla, Delphinidae. The coding region runs from base 227 to 2041 and encodes 604 amino acids. The record is from RefSeq and is a predicted model, not a curated record. The transcript has 3 exons. Gene Ontology annotation, biological process: regulation of cytokine production; negative regulation of transcription by RNA polymerase II; regulation of immune system process.